AUGCCGUUCGUCAAGCAGCAAAAGUCAAACGCCUACUUCUCGCGUUUCCAAGUCAAGUACCGCCGGCGUCGAGAGGGCAAGACGGACUACUACGCACGCAAGCGCUUGGUCACUCAGGCGAAGAACAAGUACAAUGCGCCGAAGUACCGACUUGUCGUCCGCUUUACGAACAAGCAGGUUAUUGUGCAGAUUGUGUAUGCGCGUCUGCAAGGUGACUUUGUGUUCGCUGCUGCGACGUCGAAGGAGCUCCCGCGUUAUGGUAUUAACCAUGGUUUGACGAAUUGGACUGCUGCCUAUGCAACUGGUCUCCUGUGUGCUCGUCGCGCUCUCGCGAAGCUUGGUCUGGCCGACAAGUACGAGGGUGUCGCAGAUCCAACUGGUGAAAUGACUCUUACCGAAGCACUCGACGAAGAAGACGCCCCUCGUCCAUUCAAAUGCUUCCUCGACGUCGGUCUCCGCCGUACGACCACCGGUGCUCGCGUCUUCGGUGCAAUGAAGGGCGCCUCAGACGGUGGCAUCUUCAUCCCUCACUCCGAGAAGCGUUUCCCCGGCUUCGAUGUCGAGACGAAGGAACUCGACGCAGAGGUGCUCAAGAAGUAUAUCUUCGGUGGACACGUCGCGGAAUACAUGGAAUCACUCGAGGAGGAAGAUGACGAACGCUUCAAGAGACAGUUCUCAUCGUACCUCGCUGACGGCGUCGGUUCAGAAGACAUCGAGGAGGUUUACAGGAACGCCUACGCCGCCAUCCGUGAGGACCCGGCAUUCAAACCGACUGAGAAGACGAAGGAUUGGAAAGCCGAGAGUCUCAAACACAAGACGCCGCGCCUCACUCACGAGCAACGCAAGCAGAAGAUCCAGGAAAAGAUCAAGGCAUUCCAGUCUGGCCGGAGCGCAGAGGAAGAGAUGGAAGAGGAUGAGGAGUGA
Molecule: messenger RNA, 924 nt
Organism: Fomitiporia mediterranea MF3/22
Lineage: Eukaryota; Fungi; Basidiomycota; Agaricomycetes; Hymenochaetales; Hymenochaetaceae
Product: 60S ribosomal protein L5
Exons: 2
Coding region: 1-924 (307 amino acids)
Biological process (GO): ribosomal large subunit assembly; translation
Cellular component (GO): ribosome; cytosolic large ribosomal subunit
Molecular function (GO): structural constituent of ribosome; 5S rRNA binding
Source: RefSeq, a predicted model, not a curated record